Molecule: messenger RNA, 4830 nt
Organism: Anguilla rostrata (American eel)
Lineage: Eukaryota; Metazoa; Chordata; Actinopteri; Anguilliformes; Anguillidae
Product: pleckstrin homology domain-containing family A member 7-like
Exons: 27
Coding region: 137-4111 (1324 amino acids)
Molecular function (GO): protein binding
Source: RefSeq, a predicted model, not a curated record
AAAAACAGGACCUAUGUAGACUACGGCGCAGUUUCCCCUUUAAACGCUGCGUCGCUCCAUCGGUGAUUAUUGGACUACCGUCGGAUUCCCUUGGAGACUCAGCGGAGAGAAUGAAAUAGCACUUCAAACCAGGAUCAUGGCGGCCCCGCUCGGGCGGGACAGUUUACCUGUCCACUGGUCCUACGGAGUCUGCAGCGACGGCAGAGUGUUUUUCAUAAAUGAUGAAACCCAGAGUACUACUUGGCUGCAUCCCCGUACGGGUGAACCUGUCAACUCCGGGCAUAUGAUCCGUUCAGAUUUACCUCGCGGGUGGGAGGAAGGCUUCACUGCGGAGGGGGCCAGCUACUUCAUAAACCAUAACCAGAGAGUGACGGCAUUUCAGCACCCUGUGACGGGACAGGUCUCGCCCGAAAACGCUGACUUCAACCUCCAGGAACAGCCCGACUCCCGGAUGUCGCAGUCCCAGCCCGAGCAGCGGCCCUCCAGCCUGGUCAGCGAGUCGUCCACAGCCGUCACCUCCUCCACUGUGGACUCCGCCUCGGGGUCGAAGGGCUCCAAGUCCAGCGGCAAGGUGCACGGUUUCGGGAAGAGGGACCAGGCCAUCAAGAGGAACCCCAAUGUGCCCGUGGUGGUGAGGGGGUGGCUCUAUAAACAGGACAGCUCUGGAAUGAGGCUGUGGAAGAGGAAGUGGUUUGUGCUCUCAGAUUACUGCCUGUUCUAUUAUAAAGACAGCCGGGAGGAGUCCGUCCUGGGGAGCAUCCCCCUCCCCAGCUACGUCAUCACUCCCGUGGAAGCCGAGGACCACAUCAGCCGCAAGUACGCCUUCAAGGCCUGUCACGCGGGGAUGCGUGCGCACAUUAACAGCCGGAGCUCUGUGAUUGGCUCGCAGGCCGAGCAUGGCGGCAUGAGGACGUACUACUUCAGCGCAGACACGCAGGAGGACAUGAACGGCUGGGUCCGAGCCAUGAACCAGGCCGCCCUGCUGCAGGGCCCGGGGCCCGCAAGAGAGUCAGAGAAGUCCGACACGUCGGAGAGGUCCGUAGAGCUGGAGAGCUCAGAGCGACAGGCGGACCCUCAGACCAAUCACGUCAACAGCUGCAGCCCAAGCCCCGCCCAGCCCGACGGCCCGCCCGAGCCGGGCUUGGAGCUGAGCGAGGAGAUCGGGGCGGAGCAGAGGGAGGAGGAGCCCAGAGAGGAGGAGCAGUACUCCCUCCUCCGGGUCACGCCCGAGGUCCCGGCCGAGGCCCAACCUCCGCCCGGGACGGGCGAACCCGACGCCCCCUCCCCGGACUCAGCCCCGCCCUCCCGCGCCCCCUCCGCCCUCCCCCAGCAGAGGAACGGCCUGCCCCCCGAGCAGAACGGGACGUCCCGCAGGGGCGGGGCCCAGCGCGCGGAGGCGGAGCGGCAGGUGCAGAGGAAGACCGCGCUGGCCCAGGUGGAGCGCUGGGUCAAAGUGCAGAAGGGAGGAGACUCCAGGAGCCUCCCGUCGUCCGAGCAUGUCCUCCUCCGGCCGACCCCUCCCCCGCAGCCCAAAAGCAGCCGAGCGGAGGCCUACCUGUCCCUGCCGAAGAUGCCCCUGCACCCGCCCGGGGGGGGCUCUCCCCCCACGCCGCGGAACCUUCCGAGCGAGUACAAGUACGCGCAGGACCGCCUGAGCCACAUGCGCAUGUCCGUGGGCGAGCGGGUGGCCAGCCGCGAGGGCAUGGUGUGGCAGCUCUACGAGUGGCAGCAGCGGCAGCAUUAUCGCCACGGCAGCCCCACCGCGCCCGUCUUCACCGGGGCCGCCGCCGCCGCCGACCCCCCCUCCGCCUUCUUCAGGGCGUCCCUGGACGUGCCCCGCUCCCUCUCCGUGCCCCCCUCCCCCUCCGACGUCCCCCCCUCGUCGGCCGGCCCCCCCUCCUCUAAGGGGGCGUCGCCCCGCCGGCCGCACACCCCCGCCGACCGCGUCACCGUGCGGCCCCUGGAUCAGACCCCCCCGCUGGAGGUCCCCGCCUCCGCGUCGCCGCGGCGACUGCGCACGCAGAUCUCCAAGACCUCUCUCAUAGAGCGGCGCUCGAUGCCGCCCGUCGGCUACAUCACCCACACAGUCAGCGCCCCCAGUUUGCACGGUAAAACGCCCGAGGAGCUGACCCUGCUGCUCAUUCAGCUCAGGAGACAUCAGGCCAGGAUGGCUAACGUGCGCAACGACGCGCUAGCCCACCUGCAACAGCACAACGGCCCCUCUGGCCUCCGCGUUCAGGCCGAUGAUACCUACACACAAAUGAAGAAGGACCUGGAGUAUCUGGAUUUGAAGGUAACUGGACGUGAAACCCUAAGAGACAGGUCGGCAAAGCCUCUCAAAAUUGCCGAAAGUGAUGUUGAUGUGGAGCUGAGCAGGUUGUGUGAGCAGGACAAGAUCCUGCAGGACCUGGAGACCAGGAUUCGGACACUGAAGGAGGAUAAGGACAAGUUGGAGUCUGUGCUGGACGUGUCCCACCAGCAGAUGGAGCAGUACCGGGACCAGCCCACCCACGCCGAGAAGAUCGCCUACCAGCAGCGCCUCCUGCAGGAGGACGUGGUGCACAUCCGCGCAGAGAUCUCCCGCGUUUCCACGCAGGAAAAAGAACAGAUUCGCAGGGAGCUGUGGAGGAUUGAGGAUGUGAUGGCAGGACUCAGCUCCAGUAAAUCCCACUACCAAGUCACCAUCAACUCUGUGAAGAACCCAGAGAGGAAACUCGUGCCUUCCAUAUCGAUGUCCUCGGUGCCUUCCAUGUCCCUGAGUGCAUCUGUGGGGGAGACCAGGCCCUCCACCCGGAGCCCGCACCUUAGCCCCGCCCAGCCCAGCCCGGACACCCCGUCCCCCCAGCCUCUGCUGCAGCAGCAGGCCCGAGUCCUCCAGGCCUCCGCGCUGUACCAGCCCGAGCCGCAGUGGGUGGAAGACGACGCCCCGCCCAGACCCCCCCUCCCCCAGCUCUACAGCCCCGAGGAGCACCCCCCGGCCGUGCCCCCCCUGCCCAAGGAGGCGUCCGUCAUCCGCCACACGUCCGUGCGCGGCCUGAAGCGCCAGUCCGACGAGAGGAAGCGCGACCGCGAGAUCGGCCAGGGCGUCAACGGCGACCACAGGGUGGAGCUGCGGUCCUGCAUCAGUGAGCCGGAGCUCUGGGUCCUGGGGGGCCCGACGGGGCCGCUGCAUCUGGGCCCCCAGGGGCCCAAGGGAGGCUACCAGACCCUUCCAAGCAGAGGUCUGACCGGCUCGACUUCAAUACUGAACCAAACAGACAGCAUUUCAUCAUAUGUGACCCUCAGAAGAACGGCUCCUAUGUCUGGCCUGAAGGAGAGGCCUAAGAGUGCGUUGGAGCAGCUGUACUCGGGGGACGUCCCCGCUCAGAGGGGGCGCAUGAGCGCGGAGGAGCAGCUGGAGCGGAUGAAGAGGCACCAGAAGGCCCUGGUCCGGGAGCGCAAGAGGACCCUGAGCCAGGGGGAGCUCCGCCCCGCCUCCCGCCCCGCCCCUGGCCACGCCCCCGGCCACGCCCCUGGCCACGCCUCCCGGUCCCACCCUGCAGACCUGGGCUCAUGGAGGCGAGAGCAGGCCUUCGACCUGCAGCUGCUGGAGAGGGCGGUGCCAGGCGAGGAGAGGCAGGGCGAGAGGGCGGAGCCAGGCGAGGAGAGGCAGGGCGAGAGGGUGGAGCCAGGCGAGGAGAGGCAGGGCGAGAGGGCGGAGCAACCCCGAUCCCAGUCUGAUGAGUGGCUGACGGCCCAGGCCACGCCCCUGAAGGAGGCGGCCAUGGAGCCACUGGACUACACCCUGGAUUUGAGCCGUGAGCUGUCCAUCCCUGAGAAAGUGUCCAUCCCAGAGCGCUAUGUGGACGAGACCGCGGAGCCACUGACCCAGGAGGAGGUCGAGGCCCGACAGCGCAAAGCCCAGCAGAUCAGGAGCGUCCUGGCCCGGUCCAGUGUGCAGAACACCCCUGACGGUCUGUACCUCUCAGAGUUGGACUCGGCAGUUGAGGAGAAGGAGAGGAUCAUCAGUAUUUCCCACACACUGGCGUCUGAGGCCUCACAGCUCAGCAGGCUAGUGGCAGCCAAGGCCCUGUGUCGGAACGCCGAGGAGCUAACCCAGCACGACCUGUGACGAACACCUGGGUGCUUCCAGACAGGAGAGAGCACUGCGUGGCUUUAGGUAUUAAACGAAAGUAAAAAAAAAAACAAGUUUAUGCGCAUCUUUUGUUUUCUCAGCGUUCAUCGCUAACUAUAGGACUCGUUUUGUAAUGCUUUUUUUAUUAGAGCUAAAAUGAAGUUUAUUUUUUAAAAGGAAAUUUUAAUAUUUGCAGUGGAAACAGGUUGUGUAAUAUUAGAUAUAUAUACGUGUUUAACAAUGUUAAUAUUGAACUAGAGUACGUUUUAUACAUGCGCUCGCACUUUUAAUACACACUGUAUCAUAAUGAAGGUUUGGAAUGUGUUUGGAGUUUAAGCAUAAAUAAUAUUAUAAGAAGGAUUGCUUUGUCUUGCUGUGUAGAGGUACUUUUUAAAUCUGUGGGAUUUAACACUAAUAUAUUAUGUGACUGCAGAGCCAUUAAGAGGUACAAAAUAUUUUGCAACAAAUGAUUAUUGUAUUUUUGUCAAAACACGACAAUAUUCUUACACCAAACACACAAAUAUAUUAUUUUUGUGUAACACACUGCCAGUUGAACCUUCACCUUCGCUUGCCAAAUGAAUGUUAUUUUUGCUUACAAAACUGAUGAGGAAAUAACUUUUAAUUUAACACUUCUGGGGUAAAGUAUGGAGAACAACAAUGGCACACAAUGUGAUUUUUUUUAAAGAAAUGUGUACAUAUUAAAAAUAUUAACCUGA